Molecule: messenger RNA, 582 nt
Organism: Anisakis simplex (herring worm)
Lineage: Eukaryota; Metazoa; Nematoda; Chromadorea; Rhabditida; Anisakidae
Source: the annotation of a GenBank genome assembly
AUGAUUCCACAAUUACGUGAAUUUGACGUGAACGUUUGGCUUUCAGUACAAGCCGAAGAAUUGGCGUCUCGUCUUGCGAACAUUCAUUUCGACUACGUUUUCACGUCACCCUACGAUCGAUGCGUAGAAACCGCUGUAAGGAUUGUACGUGAACGUAAACUACCGAUCAACGUCGAACCUGGUCUUUCUGAGGUGCUUUGCCUUUGCGAGAAACCGGCUGGUUUCCGAGCACUGUCACUGCUGAAAGAAACAUAUCCAUUGAUCAACGUCAACUAUGUGCCAGUGUAUGCUCGUAGCGAUCUCGACUACGCAUUUGAGCGUCUUCAUUGUGAUUGGGUUUGUGUGCCUCGUACACGAACCACACUGCAGUCUAUUGUUGAUGACUACCGUGGUUCGUUGUUGGUGGUUACGCAUGGUGCUGUGGUCGGUGCGAUUCACGAGAUUGUAACCGGAAAGUGGAGUUCCGUCGGUCAAGCAACUGUGUCGAAAUUCACUCGUUUCAGAAGCGAACAAGGUUUCGUCUGCGAAUAUAGCGGUGAUUCGUCACAUCUUAGUAGUUUGGUGAACCUACGAGCGUUCUGA